Pseudoliparis swirei is the source of this 1640-nucleotide messenger RNA. RefSeq names its product LIM domain and actin-binding protein 1-like. The transcript has a single exon. NCBI's taxonomy places the organism in Eukaryota, Metazoa, Chordata, Actinopteri, Perciformes, Liparidae. Bases 113 to 1336 code for a protein of 407 amino acids. Gene Ontology annotation, molecular function: actin filament binding. Gene Ontology annotation, cellular component: plasma membrane; actin cytoskeleton. The record is from RefSeq and is a predicted model, not a curated record. Gene Ontology annotation, biological process: actin filament bundle assembly.
UGUGAUCUACGGUGACGCUGUGUCACAGAGCCAACGCAUUCUCCUCCUUUAACCUCUCGUUGUCUUCCUCCUCCUCUCCAGCCUCGGGAACUACGCCUCUCUCCAUGGACGAAUGUACUGCAAGCCACACUUCACGCAACUGUUCAAAUCCAAAGGAAAUUACGACGAGGGAUUUGGACAGAAACCACACAAAGAACUCUGGAAUAAUAAGCACCAGGACCAUCCAGCUGAAAAGAACAAGGUCAAGUCGCCGUCGCCUGAAAAGAAAGUCACCGAGUCCAGAAUCCCCGCUGCCCAGAGCACAUUAGUCGCUCCGGAGGACGACAGGAGGAAACCAGAAGAUGAAAGCAAAAAGCUCGCCACGAAGAUUUCUGUCGUAUGGCCUCCACAAUCAGAUUCUCCGAAGAAAUCCUUCGCUAUGGAGGAGGAGUUGAAGUUGGUUAAACCAUCGUGGCCCCCGAAGGAGGGCUUGGCUCAGGAAAAUGAACAUCUAAAUCACCCCUCAAAGUCGUCAUUAGAGGAGACCGAUAGCCCCGCGGCGAAAGCACAGCAUGGACCUGAGGAAAAGGACGAGAUGCGAGAGAGAGCAGAGGAUGUGAAAAAGACGGAGAAGACUCCGGCUCAGUCGAGGGCUCCGGGGGUCACUCGGGACGAGGCGAGUGUUACUCACGCUCGAGAAACUAGAGAAUCAAACAGUGGCUCCCAAGUGGCUUCUGAAAUGGACUCUGAAGUAGGAGGAGUUGUGGAAGGCAAGAAAGUACCGCGGGGGAACGGCGAGGACGGCGCUGAAAGGAUGGAGGAAGUGAGAGUGAAAGGACACGAUGGGCAGACGGAACGUGCAGCGGGUGAGAAGGAAAGCCGAGGGGAGAGAGAUAAAGAGAACGCUGACAGCAUGGACAAUGGGGAGGCGGGAAAGGUCACCUCGAUAGACGAAGAGGAGGAGGCGGCGGGACGGGCGCUGAAUGCAAACUCCAACAAUAACAACAACCACGGCCAGACGGCGCCGGAUCGCGACUUCGUGUCUCGAGGGCCGAGCGAGGUCGGGGAAAAGAAGGGAAGUCUGGCAGCGGAUCGCGGCGAGGAGGACGGCGCCUUCGCGCUCGAGGCGGCGGCGGGGGGUGCCGAAUGUGCCGAAGCCACGGACAUUUUCGCCGGCCUGAGCACCGGCGGCUCCGGCCCGCUGUCCGAUUUCAGAGCGCCGGACGGCCUUUUUUCGGACUUCGCGACUGAGGCGAGGGACGGAGCGAGCUGGGAUGAGGAUGAAGAGGAAGAGGAGGCCCUGACCGUCGAGGAGCAGAUCAAGAGGAACAGAUACUACGACAGCGACGACUCUUGAGCUCAUUUGACCUCACGUCCAUGGAGAGAUGACCUGCCCCCUUUGAAUCUGGCGGUUUUUGGUACUGCGUUUAAAGACGACGCUUCAAUAUCCAGCCGCGUGUGAUGGAAUGCACCUGGUGUGCAGAGAGCGUCUGUUUCUCCUCGUAUGUUUCUUAGUACGCAUAUCUAUAUUUUUGAUCGCCGACUGAUCCAAACAAAGGCUAUAUUUUCAAAUCACUGCAUUUAUUAAAAACUGUGUUUCUUCCUCUGAAUGAAUGUGCGCCAGAUUUCUUUUUGUGUCUAAAUAAAGAGGUUUCCCCCCC